AUGUCGAGGUACCACAAGGCAGCGAUUGAUGGAUACUUGGACCUCUUGAAGGAGGCCACGAAGAACGACCUGAACAAGGCGGAUGAGGAUGGCAUGACUCCCACCAUACUGGCUGCUUUCCACGGACAUGUUGAUGCUCUUCAGCUCAUAUGCAGCAGAGAAGGAGACCCCAACAGGAGCGACAUCUGGGGAAACACGCCGUUGCAUCAUGCUGCAGCCAACGGCCACAUGCACAUCAUCAGUUUUCUGGUCAACUUCGGUGCCAACAUCUUUGCACUGGACAAUGACUUACACACGGCCAUGGACGUAGCUGCUUCUCGCGACCACAUGGCCUGCGUGCGCUUCCUCGAUGCUGCAGCGUCGCAGCAGACCAACCAAAACUCCAGGAGGGUGGCCAACCUGAAGAGGGAGGCCGUCAAAGAAGCAGAGAAACGUGUGAAACUCUGUGAAAAGGUGAAGAAGAAACACCAGAGCAGGAUGGAUAAAAUUCAGCAGAGAGCAAACGUUUCUGGGUCUGUUUCGGAAGCCAGCGUAGCAUCAGCUUUCUCAAAUGGCGGUACCAUGACCAGCGUCAAUGAGCAGUUCUCCAAGCUCAUCGCUGCUGAUAAAUCUGGCUCGCUCACGGCCAGGCUUAAAGGCUCACUCCAGAAGAAGCUCGGGAGGAAAGACAAAGGUACACUGCAGAAAUCGGGAAGUGAUGGGAAUGUUAUUUUCCUCAAACAGGACAGUGGAGCAUCUGAGAAGCCAGAGUUCCUGGAUGUCUUCAAUGAGCAGGAUGAGAUAGAUGGCGCAGGAAUGGCAGGCUUCGAACACGAUAACGAUGAUGAAGAACCAGGUCAGGUCAAACAGUCCAUCUUCAACCGGCCCGGCCUUGGAGGCCUUAUUUUCAUGAAGAAGAUGGGACUGGAGUCAGAGGACAUCCCCAGUGGGAACAACGAAAGUCUCGGCUACGCGGUUCAGAACGAGCAGUUUGAGGAUGCCUCUGGCUUCGUGGGGAGUGCUGAUCUGCCCUGGGACCAGGAAGAUCUGGGCCUGGACGAUGAUGAAGAUGAGGAAACCUCUCCUUUAGAUGUGUUCUUGUCUGCCAUCUCCUUGCCAGAGCUUUCCCUUGCAUUCAGCAGAGAGCAGCUGGACAUGGACGUGCUAAUGCUUUGCUCUGAUGAAGACCUGAAAGGCAUUCGCGUCCAACUGGGACCCAGGAAGAAGAUCUUGGAAGCUGUUGCUCGCAGAAAGAACGCGCUGGAGUCCCCCGGCAUCAUGAAGGACAGCUGCUUGUGA
Messenger RNA from Chelmon rostratus (copperband butterflyfish), 1278 nucleotides. It is a transcript of the gene anks4b, whose product is annotated as ankyrin repeat and sterile alpha motif domain containing 4B. The record is from RefSeq and is a predicted model, not a curated record. The transcript has 2 exons. Gene Ontology annotation, molecular function: protein binding. The coding region runs from base 1 to 1278 and encodes 425 amino acids. NCBI's taxonomy places the organism in Eukaryota, Metazoa, Chordata, Actinopteri, Chaetodontiformes, Chaetodontidae.